Messenger RNA from Penicillium coprophilum, 978 nucleotides. RefSeq lists its product as uncharacterized. Bases 1 to 978 code for a protein of 325 amino acids. The transcript has a single exon. The record is from RefSeq and is a predicted model, not a curated record. NCBI's taxonomy places the organism in Eukaryota, Fungi, Ascomycota, Eurotiomycetes, Eurotiales, Aspergillaceae.
AUGUCUUACCGCAACGAGUCCGACAGCUACGGCAGUGGCAACCAGAGCUCCGGCUAUGGCGGCAACGACUCCAGCUAUGGAAACAACGACUCUUCCAGCUACGGAAACAAUGACUCUUCCAGCUACGGCAACAAGUCUAGCUCCAACCGCAACGAUGACAGCUACGGUAGCAGCAACAACAACUCUUCCAGCUACGGAGACAAUGACUCUUCCAGCUACGGCAACAAGUCUAGCUCCAACCGUAACGAUGACAGCUACGGUAGCAGCAACAACGACUCCUCUAGCUAUGGCAACAAGAACUCUUCCAGCUACGGAGACAAUGACUCGUCCAGCUACGGCAACAAGUCUAGCUCCAACCGCAACGAUGACAGCUACGGUAGUAGCAACAACGACUCUAGCUACGGAAACAAGUCCAGCUCCAACCGUGACGACGACAGCUAUGGUAGCAAGAACACCAGCUCCAGCUACGGUGACAACAACUCCUCUAGCUACGGAAACAACGACAAUGACAACGACUCUUCCAGCUACGGCAACAAGAACUCUUCUAGCUACGGCGAUAACGACUCCUCGAGCUACGGUAACAAGUCUAGCUCCAACCGUGACGACGACAGCUACGGCAGCAGCAACAAGAACUCUUCUAGCUACGGAAACAACGACAAUGACAACAGCUCCUCCAGCUACGGCAACAAGAACUCUUCUAGCUACGGUGAUAACGACUCCUCGAGCUACGGAAACAAGUCUAGCUCCAACCGUGACAACGACAGCUACGGUAGCAGCAACAACGACUCCUCUAGCUAUGGCAACAAUAACUCUUCCAGCUACGGAGACAAUGACUCGUCCAGCUACGGCAACAAGUCUAGCUCCAACCGUAACGAUGACAGCUACGGCAGCAGCAACAAUGACUCCAGCUACGGUGGUAACAAUGACUCCAGCGAUAGCUUUGGUAGCAAGCUGCUGAACAAGGCCGAAGGUUCGUAA